GCUUUAACCACAUGAAUACACCUUUCUGAUUUUCAUAUUUUAAAGGUUCAGUAUUUUCAUUUUAUGGAAGAAGUCGGCGGGAAAAACAGCUGGUUGUAUUCGCUCGCAGCUAUUUGAGCCACAGUCCAGGGAAGGGUGGCUCCCCGCCCGGACACCAGGUGAUUGGGCCCCGCUGAUAUGUGGAUGUGGAUGAGUGUCUCCUGCUGGAGGUUAUUCGGUCGUGUAUGUGUGCGUACGUGCCGUCGCCACUCUGCUUAGUGCUUGCUCCCGAGGGUCGUGCUGCUUCUGGCGUGUCUGGAGGAGGAUGUUUGCAGGGAACAAGGUCUCGUCUGUGGUAAAUGUAACGCAAAGUGUCUGUUUCUGGAUAUGACGCGGAAACAUCAUCAUCAUGGCGACAGCAGCUCCGGCCACAUCGGCUCUGUUUGAAACCGCGACAAUCCAGCUCUCUGCCACAGCUGAGCCCUUUGCUACCCUCUGAAGAAGCAGGAUGACAAAAUGGCACAGCUGCUUGUACCGCCCGGACCUGACAGCUUCCACCCCUUCGUCCCCGAGUCUCUGGCCGCCAUCGAAAGGUGCAUCGCCGAGGAGGAGGCCCGGAGACCACGGUCGGAGCGUCGCAGCGACAGCGAUGAUGAAAAUGGGCCGAAGCCCAACAGUGACCUUGAGGCGGGGAAAUCUCUGCCCUUCAUUUAUGGGGACAUCCCUCCCAAACUGGUGUCCACCCCUCUGGAGGACUUGGACACCUUCUACAGCAGUCAGAAGACCUUCAUAGUAUUGAAUCGCGGGAAGACAAUCUUCCGUUUCAAUGCCACCCCUGCCUUGUACAUCUUAAACCCCUUCAACCCCCUAAGAAGAAUAGCUAUCAGAGUUUUAGUACACUCGAUGUUCAGCAUGUUGAUCAUGUUCACCAUCCUGACCAACUGUGCUUUCAUGACCCUAAGUAAUCCCCCAGAAUGGGCCAAGAAUGUAGAAUACACAUUCACAGGGAUCUAUACCUUCGAGUCCCUUAUAAAAAUCCUGGCAAGGGGCUUCUGUGUGGGGAAGUUCACUUUCCUCCGGGACCCAUGGAACUGGCUGGAUUUCAGUGUUAUCCUCAUGGCAUAUGUCACAGAGUUUGUGGACCUGGGCAAUGUCUCAGCACUACGAACCUUCAGGGUUCUACGAGCCCUGAAAACUAUUUCAGUCAUCCCAGGCUUGAAGACUAUUGUCGGUGCCCUGAUCCAGUCGGUAAAGAAGCUGUCGGACGUGAUGAUCCUCACUGUGUUCUGCCUCAGCGUCUUUGCCCUCAUUGGCCUGCAGCUCUUCAUGGGCAACCUGAGGCAGAAGUGCGUGCGCAUGCCCAUUGCCAGUGCCAAUGCCACCAACGGCAGCAACAUCACCGGCGAUGACGCCAUGUUUUUCAGCAACACCUCGAUCGAUAUCAACACCACGUUUGUGCAGAACCGCGCGGAGAACCCCUUCAACUGGACAGAGUACUACAGCGAUGAGAAUAAUUACUAUUACCUCCCUGGCCGUAGAGAUGCUCUGAUCUGUGGGAAUGGCAGUGGCGCUGGGUUCUGUCCAGAAGGCUUUAUAUGUUUGAAAGCUGGUCGCAAUCCAGAUUAUGGCUACACAAGCUUUGACACCUUCAGCUGGGCCUUCCUCUCUCUGUUCCGACUCAUGACCCAGGACUACUGGGAAAAUCUCUACCAGCAGACUUUGCGUGCUGCUGGGAAACCUUACAUGAUCUUCUUCGUGCUGGUGAUCUUCCUGGGCUCCUUUUACUUGGUCAACCUGAUCUUGGCUGUGGUGGCCAUGGCUUAUGACGAGCAGAACCAGGCGACCAUCGAGGAGGCUCAGCAGAAGGAGGAGGAGUUUCAGGCCAUGCUGGAGCAGCUGAAGAGGCAGCAGGAGGAGGCACAGGUUGCCGCAGCAGCAGCCACGGAGAGCGGAGAGUACAGCGGGAGAGGGGGCCCCACCGCCGAGUCCUCCUCAGGGACUUCUAAGCUGAGCUCAAAAAGUGCCAAGGAGCGACGCAACAGGCGGAAGAAGAGGAAGCAGCGGGAGGAGGAAGAAGAGAGGGAAGGGCGGAAGUUCCACAAGUCUGAGUCUGAGGACAGCAUCAAAAGAUCCAGCUUCCGCUUCUCUAUUGAUGCCAAUCGGCUCUCUUAUGAGAAGAGAUGUUCCUCCCCCAACCAGUCUCUCCUCAGUAUUCGUGGAUCCCUGCUUUCACCUCGGAGGAACAGCCGAGCGAGCCUGUUCAGCUUCCGCGGCCGGGCACGCGACAUGGGCUCCGAGAACGACUUCGCCGACGAUGAGCACAGCACCUUCGAGGAGAAUGACAGUCGCAGAGGCUCUCUGUUCCUGCCACGGCGCCUGGAGCGCCGCUGCAGCGCCGUCAGUCAGACGAGCCUUGGGGCGCCGCGGGUUAUGUUGCCUGCCAAUGGCAAAAUGCACUGCGCUGUAGACUGCAACGGUGUUGUGUCACUGGUCGGUGGAACGUCUGUAACAACCUCCCCUGUAGGUCUCCUGCUGCCUGAGGGUACAACUACAGAUACAGAGCUGAAAAAACGUCGGAAAGGCUUUCGCAAGCCGUCCAUGGACUAUCUUGAAGAGCCCGGACCCCGACAGAGAGCCAUGAGUGUGGCCAGUAUCCUCACCAACACGAUGGAAGAGCUGGAAGAGUCAAGACAGAAGUGCCCCCCCUGCUGGUAUAGAUUUGCCAACACCUGUCUGAUCUGGGAUUGUUGUCCAGCGUGGCUGAAAAUCAAGGAUGUCGUUAACAUGGUGGUGAUGGACCCGUUUGUGGAUCUGGCGAUCACAAUUUGCAUCGUCCUUAACACCCUCUUCAUGGCCUUGGAGCAUUACCCCAUGACCGAUGAGUUUGACACUGUCCUCUCAGUUGGAAACCUGGUGUUUACAGGCAUCUUCACAGCAGAGAUGUGUUUCAAGAUCAUCGCCUUGGAUCCCUACUACUACUUCCAGGAGGGCUGGAACAUCUUUGACGGCAUCAUAGUUAGUCUCAGUCUAAUGGAACUUGGCUUGGCCAACGUCGAGGGCCUGUCUGUGCUUAGGUCCUUUAGAUUGCUUCGAGUGUUCAAACUGGCCAAGUCAUGGCCUACUUUAAACAUGCUGAUCAAGAUCAUUGGUAACUCUGUGGGUGCUCUGGGGAACCUCACUCUGGUGCUGGCCAUCAUUGUCUUCAUCUUUGCUGUGGUGGGCAUGCAGCUGUUUGGCAAGAGCUACAAGGAGUGUGUGUGUAAGAUCUCUGAGGACUGCGAGCUGCCACGCUGGCACAUGCACGAUUUCUUCCACUCCUUCCUCAUCGUGUUCCGGGUGCUGUGUGGGGAGUGGAUCGAGACCAUGUGGGACUGCAUGGAGGUGGCGGGACAGAGCAUGUGCCUAAUAGUCUUCAUGAUGGUCAUGGUCAUCGGAAACCUUGUGGUACUUAACCUCUUCCUGGCUCUCCUCCUGAGCUCGUUCAGUGCUGACAACCUGGCAGCAACUGACGACGACAGCGAGAUGAACAACCUGCAGAUUGCAGUGGGACGCAUCCAGCGGGGUAUCGCCUUCAUCAAGUCCACAGUGCGCCAGUUCCUGCGCAGCCACUGCUUUGGCGGGGCAAGUAAGGCAACCGGCCUGGCAGAGGAGAGCAAACCCUUGGAUGAGUUACACAGCAACGGCAAGGGCAACUGCAUCUCCAAUCACACUACAGUGGAGAUCACCAAAGAACCAAGUCGGGUGUACAUAACAGAGGGCAAUGGUCGGCCAGGAGGGGGGCUGGUGGUAGGAGUCAGAGCUGGUGGGGACACUACGGUGAAAUAUCCCAUAGAGGAAUGUGACUACAUGUCAUUCAUUCAUAACCCCAGCCUGACAGUCACAGUGCCUAUUGCUGUGGGCGAGUCCGACUUUGAGAACCUCAACACGGAGGACUUCAGCAGCGAUUCGUCAGACGUGGAGGGCAGCAAAGAGAAGCUCCACGUAGAGCCCAAGCAUCUGAGCUCGUCGGAGGGCAGCACAGUCGACAUUCGCCCCCCAGGAGACGGGGUCGACUCGGUGGAGCUGGAGCCAGAAGAGUCUCUGGACCCGGAGGCCUGCUUCACAGAGGGCUGUGUGCGCAGGUUCCAGUGUUGCCAGAUCAACGAGGAGGCCAGCCAUUAUAAACGCUGGUGGACACUCAGGAAGACCUGCUUUAUCAUAGUGGAGCACAACUGGUUUGAGUCCUUCAUCAUAUUCAUGAUCCUGCUCAGCAGUGGAGCGCUGGCGUUUGAGGACAUUUACAUUGAGCAGCGGAGAACCAUCAAAACCAUGCUGGAGUAUGCAGAUAAGGUCUUUACCUACAUCUUCAUUCUGGAGAUGCUGCUCAAGUGGGUGGCGUACGGCUUUGUCAAGUACUUUACCAACGCCUGGUGCUGGCUCGACUUCCUCAUCGUGGACGUUUCCCUGGUCAGCCUGGUAGCCAAUGCUCUGGGCUACUCUGAGCUUAGCGCUAUCAAAUCUCUGAGGACACUCCGAGCCCUCCGGCCCCUGAGGGCCCUGUCUCGGUUUGAGGGCAUGAGGGUUGUAGUGAACGCGCUGCUGGGGGCCAUUCCCUCCAUCAUGAACGUGCUGCUGGUCUGCCUCAUCUUCUGGCUCAUCUUCAGCAUCAUGGGCGUCAACUUGUUUGCGGGGAAGUACUACUACUGCGUCAACACCACCAACGACGAGGUCUUCCCCAUCAGCAUCGUCAACAACAAGACCGACUGCCUGAACUUGGUGAACGACAGCGCCCGCUGGAAGAAUGUCAAAAUCAACUUUGACAACGUCGGGGCCGGCUAUCUGGCUCUGUUACAAGUGGCAACAUUUAAAGGUUGGAUGGACAUAAUGUACGCGGCUGUGGACUCUCGACAAUUGGAAUCGCAGCCCAAAUAUGAAGAGAACUUGUACAUGUACCUCUACUUUGUCAUCUUCAUCAUCUUUGGCUCCUUCUUCACCCUCAACCUGUUCAUUGGUGUCAUCAUCGACAACUUCAACCAGCAGAAGAAAAAGUUUGGAGGUCAGGACAUCUUCAUGACAGAAGAGCAGAAGAAAUACUACAAUGCCAUGAAGAAGUUGGGUUCCAAGAAACCACAGAAGCCCAUUCCUCGGCCCACAAAUGCGUUUCAAGGCUGCGUGUUUGACUGCAUCACAAAGCAGGCCUUUGACAUUGUGAUCAUGAUCCUCAUCUGCCUUAACAUGGUGACCAUGAUGGUGGAGACGGACGAUCAGACCAACGAGAUGGACGAUAUCCUCUUCUGGAUUAACCUGGUCUUCAUCGUGCUUUUCACUGGAGAGUGUAUGCUGAAGAUGAUCUCCCUGCGUCAUUAUUACUUCACCAUUGGCUGGAAUAUAUUUGACUUUGUGGUGGUGAUUCUGUCCAUUGUAGGUAUGUUUUUAUCUGAUGUUAUUGAGAGAUACUUUGUGUCCCCAACACUGUUCCGAGUGAUCCGUCUGGCCAGAAUUGGCCGAAUCCUCCGUCUCAUCAAAGGUGCCAAAGGAAUCCGGACACUUCUCUUUGCCUUGAUGAUGUCACUCCCCGCCCUCUUCAACAUUGGCCUCCUCCUCUUCCUGGUCAUGUUCAUCUAUGCCAUCUUCGGCAUGUCCAACUUUGCCUACAUCAAGCGCGAGGCGGGAAUCGACGACAUGUUCAAUUUUGAGACCUUUGGGAACAGUAUGCUCUGUUUGUUUCAGAUUACCACCUCAGGUGGGUGGGACGGUCUGUUGGCGCCCAUUCUGAACAAGUGGGAGCCUGACUGUGACAGCCAGAUGGAGCAUCCGGGCAACUCCUACAAAGGCAACUGUGGCAACCCCUCAGUGGGCAUUUUCUUCUUUGUCAGCUAUAUCAUCAUCUGCUUCCUCAUCGUGGUCAACAUGUACAUCGCCGUCAUCCUGGAGAACUUCAGUGUGGCGACAGAGGAGAGCGCCGAGCCCCUGAGUGAGGACGACUUUGAGAUGUUCUAUGAAGUGUGGGAACGAUUCGAUCCAGACGCAACGCAGUUCAUGGAGUACAGUAAGCUCUCCGACUUUGCAGAUGCCCUCGAUCCGCCAUUGCGCAUGCCCAAGCCUAAUAUGAUCCACCUCAUCUCCAUGGACUUGCCGAUGGUGAGUGGCGAGCGCAUCCACUGCCUCGACAUCCUGUUUGCCUUCACCAAGCGAGUGUUGGGCGAAGGCGGCGAGAUGGACAUGUUGCGCGGACAGAUGGAGGAGCGCUUCAUGGCCUCCAACCCCUCGAAGGUGUCUUACGAGCCCAUCACCACCACCCUCCGCCGCAAACAAGAGGACAUGUCGGCCGUAAUCAUUCAGAGAGCCUACCGACGCUACAUGAUCCGUCAGGCCAUGAAGAAGUCCUCCACGCUCUACAAGGAGAAGAUGAAGGAGGGCAUCCGUGACCCGGACAAGGACGUGAUGGUCAUCAGCAAGUUCCACGAGAACUCCACCUCGGAAAAAACGGACAUGACGCCGUCCACCGCCUCCCCACCCUCCUACAACAGUGUGACGAAAUCAGACAAGGACAAAUAUGAGAAAGAGAACAGGGACAAGGAAAACAAAGGGAAAGACUUGAAAGACAGAAAGAAAUAGACUUUUGAAAAAAGGAACAAAUCAAAAGAUGCAUUAGAGACAUGAGAGAAAUUUGUUUACAGCUUCUAACAUGGGUGGGUGUGGGUGUAGAUACGGUAGAUGUGUGCUUGUGUGUUGAUUGUUCAGCGUUGAGAAAUUCUGUGCCUGGUUGGCCUAACAUUGGAGUGUGGUUAUGUCACUGAUGAAUACACGGGGGGGGGGGGGGGGUCGGAAACAAAUGAUCCAGCAGACACUGCCAGAGACUGAGUGGAACAGGGAAAAAGCCUCUCUGCAAAACGCUUGUGAUUCUCCUAUUGGUUGUUGUUAGUAUCUGACACACUUGAGUGUACUGUUAAGUUGUCUGUAGCUAGUGCUGCUGCUACUACUAUAAAUCCAGUGUCUUGAACUCAAAAAUCGAUGUAAUCACUUAAAAAAACUGCAUUUCUUUUCCUGUUCCGUUUCUUUCUUCUUCUUUUUUUUCAAUGAGACAGAACGUUUUCUACUUUUUUGCGUCAUUAUCGUGAGAAUGUGUCCACAGCUUUCACUGUAUUACUGUAUAUCACCAAGGGCAAAGUCAGUGCUGGAAAACCACCGCAACCAUCAAAAAAGUGGUGGCGUGCACGGUCAGUACCAGAAUGCUCUGAGGUCUUUUAGCCUGCAGUACUGUGCAGGAAACAACAAGCAUCCCACUGAUUUACAAUGGACACAUCCAUUGUAUUUGUUGACGUGCCAUCAGUGAUUGUUCACAUGUGUAUUGUACUUCUAUCUGGACUGCCCGCUCCCUAUUUCUAUCUCCACGAAACUCCACGUCUCCAGAUCCAGAGAAGUUGAAUGUAUGCCAGCUGAAGGAAUCGGAUACAUUUAAAGGAAGUGUUUGAUUUUUAAAGGAAUACAUUUUUUUUUGUUUGUUGUUGCUUUCUUGCAGAGAACGAGAUGAUUAGAUGUAUAUCAGUCUCACGUCUGUACGUUAAAUGUGAAGCUAAAUUCAGAGGACAUGAGCACAGCUGAGAGGUUCCAGGGAAACAGCCAGUAUGUAUAACUCCGUCACUAAACUAAUUAAUAUAUAUUAUAUUUUUGUUUGAUUAACCCAAACUAAGAUGCUUGGAGGUUACAGUGGUCUAAUCCAGUAUUUCCUUGCUAGUUGUUACCAAUAUAAACUCUUUUAUAUUGUUAAUUUUAUUGAAGAUGACAAAUCCUUGCAACCCAAACAGUAUAUAUAACGAAGAUUUAUAUAUAACAUUGAAUCUUGAGUUUAGCACUUUGCAUAUACCCUUUUUUGUCCGUAAUAAUCUUUCCAUUAUGUCUUCACAAUUCACAAAAAUGCUGAAAUGUUGAAAAUCAAUCUAGCAGAUUUCAGGAAAGUUAGAAAAAUAAAGCCCAGCUUUCUUGAUUUCGUUAAACAAAUGAGAUUUUUAAGCUUUAAAAGUAUCUGUUAAACAUAUUUAUUUUAAAUGUUGGCAUGAACCAGCCAGGCGUUGUCUCGGGCUCAUGUGAAUGUCUUCUGGUUGCAGCUCCAUGGUUAUCGAACAUACAAACAUGAGAUUGGUUAAAUCUUCUCCUCCACAAAAGCAAUCUGUUUAAGGUGAUCGUUCACUUCUUUUGAAGUGUGGUUGUGUGAAGUGUUGUGACACACUGACUUAUCAACACUCACCAAACUCCCUACAGAAAAGCUGUGAUUUUUAAAAUCAAACAGAUCCACUGCUGUCUCCAUCAGUACGUAUCAGUGUGUGUUAUUUUGUGAUUUCGGUGUUUGAAAUCCGAUUUAAAUGACACAAACUUGCCAAACGAGGGAAGCAGUCGAGCAGUCGCUCCUGUGUCCCUGGGAGCUGAAAAACCACAGAUUUUCUCGAAGGACUUUGGUGCAGAAGAGUGAGCAGUCUGUGAUUGAGCGAUUGAGUGUCAAGGGCAGUGUUGAUAAUGAGUCAAUACCUCGUACGUCCACACUUCAGAAACUCUGAACUAUCCCUUUAAGAUGACACGUACAUGUGACCAUGUCGUCCGCUGUCUUGUUGCAGUGUCUUUUCUAAGCGGUCCAUUGUCCUCCCUGUUGUCCUCCACCCCGCCUCCUCCUCUUCCUCCUCCUCCCAGAGCUCGUGUAGAGAAAAUAUCUUAAGUAAUAAAGUGUACUAUAAGGAAAACGUCAA
Messenger RNA from Solea solea (common sole), 8699 nucleotides. RefSeq names its product sodium channel, voltage-gated, type I like, alpha b (gene scn1lab). Gene Ontology annotation, molecular function: protein binding; voltage-gated sodium channel activity. The transcript is spliced from 27 exons. The record is from RefSeq and is a predicted model, not a curated record. Lineage: Eukaryota; Metazoa; Chordata; Actinopteri; Pleuronectiformes; Soleidae. Gene Ontology annotation, cellular component: plasma membrane; axon; voltage-gated sodium channel complex. Gene Ontology annotation, biological process: membrane depolarization during action potential; sodium ion transmembrane transport; neuronal action potential. Bases 496 to 6576 code for a protein of 2026 amino acids.